AUGGAGGGCCGGGACGCAGCAUCGCAAGGGGAGCCCGAGACGGCUAGGCGACAAGAGUCACAGAGCCCAUUCCCACAGGCGCCACCGGGCACAUGGCAGCAGAAGCUGGACGCUUUCGUGGAGCCCUUCGUCAUCAAGUAUCUCUGGGAUCCGCGAUUUGCCGAAAAUUGUGCCUUCCGUGGUGUACAGACCUUCGUUGUUGGUGGCGCGAUGGGCUUCGUGAUGGGCAUCUUUUUCUCGAGCUUGGGUGGCCCCUCCAGCAUGGGCAUGCCCGACGUUGAGAUGAAGGGCGGGUGGAAGAAGCAAACGGCAGAGCAUUUCAAGCACAUGGGCCGAAGUGGCGUGUCCAUGAUGAAGGCCUUUGCUUACGUGGGUGCUCUGUACGCCACUACUGAGUGCGUCGUAGAGAAGUACCGGGGCAAGAGUGAUCUAAUGAACCCGCUCAUUGCUGGCUGCAUCUCAGGCGGUCUCCUUGCUUCAAGGGCAACAGCCAUGGGCUGUGGUGGCUUUGCUGCAUUUUCUGUUGGCAUUGACUGGCUCAUGAUGGAGAAUCACUAG
Acanthamoeba castellanii str. Neff is the source of this 558-nucleotide messenger RNA. RefSeq names its product translocase inner membrane protein. Lineage: Eukaryota; Discosea; Longamoebia; Acanthamoebidae. Gene Ontology annotation, cellular component: TIM22 mitochondrial import inner membrane insertion complex. The transcript has 6 exons. The record is from RefSeq and is a predicted model, not a curated record. Gene Ontology annotation, biological process: protein insertion into mitochondrial inner membrane. Gene Ontology annotation, molecular function: transmembrane protein transporter activity. Bases 1 to 558 code for a protein of 185 amino acids.